Salvia hispanica is the source of this 991-nucleotide messenger RNA. Its product is annotated as peroxidase 64-like. The record is from RefSeq and is a predicted model, not a curated record. NCBI's taxonomy places the organism in Eukaryota, Viridiplantae, Streptophyta, Magnoliopsida, Lamiales, Lamiaceae. Gene Ontology annotation, biological process: hydrogen peroxide catabolic process; response to oxidative stress. Gene Ontology annotation, molecular function: heme binding; peroxidase activity.
AUGGCUUCCUUGAUCACUAUUACUCUCAUCAUUUCAUCUAUUUUCAUGAGCUCUUCAAAUUCAAUGAGUGUGGACUACUAUAAGCAAACAUGCCCGGAGGCGGAGCCGGUGAUCUCGAAGAUUGUGCAUAAGGGCAUGAUCAAUGACAAGACUGUGCCAGCAGCUCUACUCAGAAUGCACUUCCAUGACUGUUUCAUUAGGGGUUGUGAUGCUUCUGUACUGCUGAAUUCAAGUGGGAAAGAGAAGGCUGAAAAAGAUGGUGCUCCAAAUAUUUCAUUGCAUGCAUUUUAUGUGAUUGAUAAUGCAAAGGAGGAAUUGGAGAGGAUGUGCCCUGGUGUGGUCUCUUGUGCUGACAUUUUGGCUCUUGCUGCUAGAGAUGCUGUUGCACUUUCUGGAGGACCUACUUGGGAUGUGCCUAAAGGGAGGAAAGAUGGAAGAAUCUCAAAGGCCAAUGACUCAUUGCAAUUGCCAUUUCCCACAUUCAACAUCUCUCAAUUGCACCAAAGCUUCUCCAAGAGAGGCCUUUCUUGGGAGGACCUAGUUGCACUCUCAGGAGGGCACACACUCGGAUUCUCCCACUGCUCAUCCUUCCAGAACAGGAUCCACAACUUCGACAGCUUAAACGACGUCGACCCAACAAUGAGCCCUGCGUUCGCAGGCGCCCUGAAGAGGACUUGCCCCAUGCACAACAAGGUCAGGAGCGCGGGAGCCAACAUGGACUCUUCACCAACUGUAUUCGACAAUGCAUACUACAAACUGCUUAUUCAAGGAAAGAGCCUUUUCUCUUCCGACCAAGCGCUGCUCACAACUUCUAAAACCAAAGGAUUGGUAAGAAACUAUGCAGCCUCUCAAGAGCACUUUUUUGAGGCAUUUGCCAAGUCCAUGAUCAAGAUGAGCUCCAUUAGUAGUGGUGGUGGGACUGAGAUAAGGUUGAAUUGCAGAGUUGUUAAUUGAUUACUAUAUUGAACAGGAUGUUUCGAUUGUUAUGCUA